Hydractinia symbiolongicarpus is the source of this 4142-nucleotide messenger RNA. RefSeq names its product alpha-2Da adrenergic receptor-like. NCBI's taxonomy places the organism in Eukaryota, Metazoa, Cnidaria, Hydrozoa, Anthoathecata, Hydractiniidae. The transcript has 3 exons. The record is from RefSeq and is a predicted model, not a curated record. Gene Ontology annotation, biological process: G protein-coupled receptor signaling pathway. The coding region runs from base 1333 to 2973 and encodes 546 amino acids. Gene Ontology annotation, cellular component: membrane. Gene Ontology annotation, molecular function: peptide binding; G protein-coupled receptor activity.
CAGCAUCCGUUGCGUCCCCCUACUCCAGUAGCAAUGCGGAUAUUUUUGCUCCGUUUAAGCCUGCUCAAGAUAUUCUCCACCACAGAACAUGUUUUAGUUUUCAGCAAUAGGUUGGGAUUAAGAUUAUUGAAAAUGUUUUCGAGGGAGGAGUCAGGAAAACGUAAUCCAAGAAAAUAUAUUGAUUAUGUUUAAAAUUUUUUAUGGUUUUGGAAACACAAAAAACAAAUGAAAAAUGUAACAUUAUAUCACAUAAGUAUUGAAUUGGCACUGCCAUUUAAAGUGCAUGUCUUUGUGAAAAUACUUUGUUUGUUCAUAAUUAUUUUGUUACAACCAGACAAACUAAAAUUAGUGAACGUUUUUAAAGACAAGAGUAUAUCUGAAUCGGUAUUAUUAGUAUGGUGGUUUUUAAAGUAUUUAAAUUUCAAAAUAUUUUGUUGACGGAAUUGAUUACAUGGUUCAGUUUGCAGGACUUUUUUAUGUGAUCAACCAAAAUCUUUUACAACAUCCGCAACUGUCUAAUAAUAGCACUGUGCUUGCUUUUGACCAACAAUAGCUUGCCUACUUUAUUGGAAACGAUAAUUGAGCUUAUUCUGACCAAAACUGGACGAGUUUUUCACCUAGCAAUACAGCGUUUUGAUGUUUAGGAACCUAAAUUGGAUUUUUAUAUAGGGUUAUUCAUCAUAUUCGCAUUUACAUUGCACUGCUUGAAAAUAUUAGUAUGAGUAGUCAACCUGAUUCCCAGGAUUCCUCAACAAAUCUUAAAUAUUUUAAUUUGGGAUGAAAAUUUGGCGGGUCUUUUUGUCACGAGUAAAAUUGCAAACAUAUCCAGUUCAGGACUAUUCAUUGCGUCUUUUAUACGUCAAUGUUGCAUGUUUUCCGACAUAACAAAGUCGAAAGGGGACUGGAUACGAGGUUGAAAAAACAGUCUUUAAAUUUAAUGUAUUUCAUGUUUACAGUAUCUGUUUGUAGAAUGAUAGAAAAACGAAAUACUAUGUAUACUGCGGUAUUCAGUUUUAAGAUUUACGAAGAAUUAACAUAUGUUAGCUAGAUUUUUUUUAUCAAGUCUAAUUGAUUCAGGGAUGAAUUAGUGGAAAGUAAAAAUUUUGUUGUGAGGGGACAGAAGAUAAAGUUGUUAAGUUGAUAAAGUGAUUUAUAGAAUAACAAAAUUUCAAGAAAAAGAAGCUUGGAACUAUAUAGUUCUAAGAAAAAUUAUUAGCAGUGAAAAUAUAUCAUAAAGAUGAUCAUGGGGCUGGUUGCAGAAGAUAUUAAUUAGAUGUAGCUGAAGCUUGGAGGAAAGGGUUUCGAUUGACACUCUAAUCAGUUAUCAAAACAAUGUCGUUUGUUACCAUGCCAACAAUUUCACCAACAAACACUACGACCGCAACAUUGCAAAAUAGUGUUGGUGACGUCACAAGCGAGAUGACAACAUACAAGUUAGUGAAGAUCAUUCUUUUCUCCGUCAUUUUAUUGGUUUGUUUAUUUGGAAAUACUCUUAUCAUUGCUGCCAUUUUGAAAAACAAGAAACUAUGGACGGAGGUGAAUCUCCUGAUUUUCAAUUUAGCUGCAUGCGAUAUUAUGACGCCUCUGUUUGGUAUUCCCUUCACGCUAAUUCAUCAAAAUACUGCGUCCUAUCAGUUCGGAAGGGUGGGAUGCAAAAUUAUUUUGCCCCUAGCAACGUAUAGCAACAAUACAAAUAUAUUUACGUUAGUCCUCAUAGCUAUUGAGAGAUACAUAGCUAUUUGCCAUGUGAAGUAUCGCAUAUCAAAAAGGCGAGUGUGCGUAAUGAUUUUAUUCGCGCAUAUUUUAUCGAUAUUAUCGAUAAUUCCAUAUGCCUAUCAUUUGAAACACGAAGUGUUUUACGAAAGUGGAACCGAAAUCGCGUAUUGUUAUGAAUCAUGGUAUGGCACACCUGAACAAAAAGCAUACACUUUGGUACUGUUUUCUUUACAGUACGGUCUGCCAUUAAUAAUCAUGGCUGUGUUAUACUCGUUAGCAUGGACGACGAUUAAAAGCCAGAACAAAAAGAUGAUAGAAAUGAGCGAGGCGUUUGAAAAUAAAAUGGGUUGGGAAAGCAAGACUAACAAUUGGGAACAUUUAAAUGAAAAAGUGUCUUAUAGUCAGUCGAGCAGUCACAACGCCAUAAGUGUUAGAAACAGCGAAUUUUCAGAUAUAGAGAGUGUGACCAUUGACAGCACUAAUACAAGUACACCAGACUUUUUACAAAACGAAUCUGCAGCGAACAAACUCCUGCAUCAGAAAAGGUUCCAAACCAGACAUUUAUCGAUUGACUUACUAAAAGAAAAAGGUGAGAACAAAAGAACCGCCUCCUUUAGUUCAUUACAAGAUGCUAAAAAUAACAACUACAAGUUGAUGAGGAAUAAAAAGGUAAACCAAUCAAGUAGAGGUAUGAGAAAGAGCAUCACAUUGGAUAAAAUUAAAAACAUAACAAAAAAAAUUAGUGCAUUCCACAGACCAGAUUUUAAAAGUGAGGUGUCACAAAUCCGAUAUAAGCAAACGAUGCGUACCUUAAAGAUGUUCACAACAGUCGUUGUGGUAUUUGCCAUUUUUGCCUUGCCUACUCAGGUUAUUUAUAUCUGGCAGGAUUUUGAUAUAAACAAAGGCCCGAUUCCACCUUCUUUAGCAUUAAUCUUCUCGAUUUUAACACACUUUAACUCGAUGGCAAACUCCUGGAUUUACGGAGGAUUUAAUAAACAUUUUCGUGCGGCUUAUAAAGAAAUAUUCGUUUCAAUUUUUAAGCGAGUCACAAGAAAAGUUUCAUUGCCGAGAAAAAACCUCUAUGAGAGACAACAGUUGCGAGAAAACUGUUCUGUGAAAAGAAGAGAGAGACAACAGAAAGUCGAGAGUCGAAGGAUAGCUUUUUCAAGGAUGUUUGAGGAUCAUACUUUUAAUUUUGAAGAUUACGAACAUUUAUACGAUCUAAAAGAAGUCCGAGAAACACAUAUAUUAUUCUAACAAAGAAAUUAUCCAUCACUCUUGUUCUUUAGCAAAAUUACGUAUUAAUGUAACUAUUUUAAAUUUUUAAUAGAAAAAAAGUACAAAUAGAUAAUCUUCCAUUGGUUGAACUCGUUUUGUACCCUUUUAGUAAACUCAUUCAAAUGUGAGGCAUACAAACAUCUUUAUUAUAAUACUCAUAUGCGUCUGUCUGUCACGCAAAAUGGUACUGCAAGUAGCGAGCCGCCCGCAAUGCGAUAUAAAAAGAACGAGCGAACCCGUGGAUUUCUCCACGGGCUACCAACUAGUCAAUAUUAUAAUACCUGUAUACGUCUGUCUGUCACGCGGAUCAGUAACACAAGUGGACGCACGCAAUGCAGUGUAAAAAGGGCAGCAAACUCGUGCAUUUUUUUACGACCCAUUGACUCAUGUCUCUAAAUACUGCGACAUGCGUCUGCCGUAAAAACUUUGAAAAGUACGAUAAUUUGAAUUAAGAGACUGAAAAAUAAUAAAAAGGAGUUACAAAAUAAAUCAUAAUAUAAAAUAUAAAAAUCAACAAUAAACUUUUUGAUAAAAAUUAAUAUUUUUAUCAAAAAUUUUAUUGUUGAUUUCGUUCAAACGGGGAAAAUUUAUUUCAAUUUGUUAAUUUCAUUUCGAAGCAGAAAAAAUAGACAACAGUAGACACUAGACACGUGCAUUUGUAGUAUUUCGGAAUUUUUUCGUUGUAUUUUUUUUCGGCAACGCACACUUUUCUCGUUUACCAGCAAAAACAAAAAGCAAACAAGAUGAAUCUCAAUUGACAACAGUUUGUGUUUCUUUUCUCUCCAAUCUAUCGUCGCCGUCGAAAAUAAAUGCAGGAAAGAAUUCCGUAAUACAAUAAACGCACGCGUCUAUUAUUUCGCGAUCUUUUUUUAUGUCUGCUUUUUAUGUGAAACUAACAAAUUGAUAUAAUUUUUACUCGCUUCAGUGAAUCAAACAAUAAACUUUUUGGCAGAAAGGGUAAGGAAUUUUACUGUUUAUUUUGUUAUGUCUUAUUUUUUCAGUGUUUAUCUUUUGUUGAAUUUAUUGCACUUUCUAUUACUCGUAAAGUUGUUAUUUCUAUUUUUGAUUUAUCGAUACACGUGUUACGUGAUACCUAUUGCCGUUAUUUCGACAUAAAGUUUCGUAAUGAGCAAAAACAUACAUUCUUG